GUGACUUUCUAGGCGUUUCAGAGUCACAUGACCCUUGUGUCAGGGUUUGCUGUAUUGUUGUGCAACAAGCAGACGAAAUUGUACUCGUAGCUUGUAUCUAAAGAUUAAGAAAGUUUAGAGUCGCUUUAGUUUAAGAGAAAUUGGCUUAUUUUUUGAAUCGUUAAGACAUUUUGGCACAUUUCCCGCUUCUUUUGUUUUGUUCGGACGCUAACGUUAGCCGCGCUAGCUGCUAAAAGUAGCUAACUCACUCACUGCGUUCCGUCCUUUGCUGCUGUGAUUUUAGAGCCAGAACAUGACCCGCGUUGCCGCUGCUCGGUGUUUGUGUCUGGGAGUUUUCUUACCGCUGAUGCUGGCUGCUGUCCUGCAUCAGGCUCAUAGUGCUGAUCCGACACCCACUCCCCAAACCACCGCCGCACCCCACAAAGACCCGGAAAGGCCGGAGAGAGGAACAUACCAGCUCACUGAUGGCAACGGCACGGUCUGUUUGCUGGCAUACAUGGGCCUGCAGCUCAACAUCUCCUUUAACUCCGUCUCAGAGAAUAAGACCUUUCAGGAGGUUGUAAAUGUUGUGCCAAAGUCGACAAAUGUGUCCGGCUUGUGUGAUUCAAAGAAAGCUGUACUACAGCUGACCGCAGACGGACAGAUCAAAAACCUCACUUUUGUUUUCACUUUGAAUACUACGUCAAAUAAAUACCACCUGAGUGAAGUUUCUCUGAACGCAACCUGGCCUGCCAUAAAAAGCCCCUUCUUGGUGAAGAACAGCAGCCUGGAUUACCUGAGAGGAAGCCUGGGCUACUCCUACAUGUGCCGCCAGGAGCAAACUCUGACCGUGACCAAGGAGCUGUCCAUCAACACCUUUCAGGUGCAGGUGCAGCCCUUCGGUCUGACGGGGGAGCAGUUUGGAGCAGCUGAGGAGUGCCAGCUGGAUGAAGACGCCAUGCUGAUCCCCAUCGUCGUGGGAGCGGCUCUCGCCGGGCUCGUCAUCAUCGUGCUCGUGGCGUACCUCAUCGGCAGGAAAAGGAGCCACGCCGGCUACCAGACCAUCUAAGAGCGCCCGGUCCCCGAGAGCUGCUGCCCCGCCCCCAAAGUCAACCACUGUUUCCUGAACCUCAGAGCUCCACCCUCCCCGCUGCCCUCCACCCCCCUGACCUGUGUGUGUUUGCUGUUCUUUGCCUUUUUUGAGUAACACUAAUCUCCUUCUCUUUCUGAUUGUGCUUUCUGAGCAGAAACUCAUUAUUGGUACAGGAAGGCAGGUCCUGCUGUGGAUCUGAGGGUCGUCAGGCUGCGCUUUACUAUUUAUGAUUUCUAUGAAAGGGAUUGUAGGAUCUGAGUGGAACAUUCUUACGUUUUCUUGUGUUUUAGGGGGCGGCCAUUGGAAAUGGCGUCACCCAGACUGAAGACUGGUGUUGAAAAAAGGGAAGAUUUCUGCCAUUUACACUCGUUCAACGUUUGACAUUUAUUCUAAACCUCAUUAAUCCACUGGGUGGGUUUCUUUGUGGUUGCCAUGUAUUUGCCCCCCCCUUCCUGUGGGCUUUGGCGGCUGAAGUGAGAGGUGCUGCACUGAAAGUCCAGCACAUUAGGAAACGGCCAAAAUGCUCUGGUUAGUGUUUCAGUGCCUUCCUGCUGUUACAAAAAGGAGAUUGAAGCUAGGUCAAAAGAACAGGAAGCCCUUCGCUCAUCUCGCUUGCUGCCAUGAAAGGGACGCGUUCCUGCCCCAAAGAUUUGUUUACUGUCAAUGAGGAGGGAAAAAAAGCGGUGCUCCUGAUGUGGUUUGCCUCCAGCAUCUUAACAUCCUAUAGUGAUUUCAUGUUUUAGUGGUUUUAUUUGAAUUGUUGUUUUUUUAAAAGAUAAUAAAGGUUAAGGAAUGAG
This is a messenger RNA of Oryzias latipes (Japanese medaka), 1869 nucleotides long. RefSeq names its product lysosomal associated membrane protein 1b (gene lamp1b). NCBI's taxonomy places the organism in Eukaryota, Metazoa, Chordata, Actinopteri, Beloniformes, Adrianichthyidae. Gene Ontology annotation, cellular component: lysosomal membrane; late endosome membrane; plasma membrane. Gene Ontology annotation, biological process: establishment of protein localization to organelle. The record is from RefSeq and is a predicted model, not a curated record.